AAACGCCAUCCGGUAGCAAAGGCUUGCGUACUCGACACAAGUGCCCGGAGACGGGCAAGGCCAAGCAAGCACCGGUUCAGGAGGCGGUGCCUCCUGGUCCGGGGGCUGAGCUUGUCGCAGACCGAAACGCCAAUAUCAAAUCCGAGAUUUGCCCUCUCGACGACGUUCACAGAUCUGUAUCGAAGGCCAGCGAGGGGUUCGGCAGCUCCAAACGAAAGCAUGCAAGCAAAGGCGGAUCGGGGAUCCCUACAUGCCCGGAGUGCGGGAAGACGUUUGCUUCAGAUAAGGCACUUUUUGGCCACUUGCGGUGCCACCCGGAGAGAGAUUACAGGGGAGCUAAUCCGCCGCCGGGUGCACGGAAGCAGCCGAAGCCGGACGCCGGUCCUUCUGCCGCGAGAGAUCUGCCUGCGAAAAAGUGGCAGACGACCGCGAGAAGAGGUCGACAAGGGACGGCCAGCGGCGGCGACGACGCCGAAGAUCUUUUAGAGGCUGCUGCCAUGACCAUAUUGCGUAUGGCACAUGCAGAGCACCGGGGUCGGGCCGCAAUCACUGCUGAGGAGGAAGGAAGUCAGACGAAACAACUUCAGCUCACUCAGUCUUGCCACAAUGAUGAUGAGCUUCCUCCUAGGGUUCAGAAUAUCAACUCUGGGGACGAUCUGACAUCGAGCUACAGGAGAUCUAAGAAGACGAAGGUCGAGUCCGCCACAUCUGAUCAUGGUCGAAGGUACGCGUGCAGUGUGUGCUCCAAGACCUUCUCUUCGCACCAGGCACUUGGAGGGCACAUAGCCAGUCACAAUAAGAACAAGACCAACCCCAAAGAAGCAGCGGCGACCGCAGCGACGGUGGAGAACCAGGGCAGAAGCACUGCAGUCGCGAAACCGGCCACCGCGGAACACCGGUGCAAGAUUUGCAACGACGUGUUCACCAGCGGGCAGGCACUUGGAGGUCACCAGAGACGGCACUUCCAUCAACUACACCAUCGAUCUCCAGCUCCAUCCUCUUCCUCACACCCAUCUGACGACCAUGUGGCGCCGGUGCAGCACCAUCACCCCGGUGAGCAGCAGCUACAUGAUCCAGCUCCAUCAUCUUCAUCACAUUCAGCUCAACAUGAUCAGUUCUGCUGGGAUCUCAAUAAGGCACCACCGAAUCUUGACUGAGAACACAUCUAUGCUACAAAUCUAGUUCUAACAAGUUUGCAGUAGUGGUUAUCAGGUAGCAGAUGCAGCUAUCAAAAAGACUAGGUUUUGCCAGUGAAACCUUCUCAUCUUUUGCUCAAAGUCAUGCACUUCUUUUUCUCUUUCUGAAUGCUAUGUGAUGUGUUAUCUUAAAUUGUUUUCUUCUUAUUUUA
Molecule: messenger RNA, 1348 nt
Organism: Musa acuminata subsp. malaccensis (wild Malaysian banana)
Lineage: Eukaryota; Viridiplantae; Streptophyta; Magnoliopsida; Zingiberales; Musaceae
Source: RefSeq, a predicted model, not a curated record